AAGGAAUCAAAGGAAAGGAUUAACUUCUAACUAAGGAACCAGGUCAGACAGAAUGCUGUCUGUGGAGGCUGUUUAGAGUAAUUUUACUGAUAGAAAAAAAAAGGUUUACUUAUCCUUUAAAUAGCAAAUCACUACUCCAAGCGCACCAUUUUUAUUGUAUCCAGAUUGCUUUACGAGUUUAAGCUUUGGAUACGCUUCGUGUGCCCUUUCCCUAAGCAUACCCUGUUGGUAAUGAUAACAGUUGGAUCAUGCAGCAGACACCCUGAUAGCCUUUCCCAUUAAUAUUAGCAUGUUAUUAAUUCAAGUAGCUUUAUCUCUACAUUCUAAAGUGGCACAUACAGGUCAGGGAAAAUGUGGCUAAAGUUACAAAAGAACAAGUUAAACCACGUAAACCUCCCACAGGGGAGGCACAGAUAGCAGCGGCUUCUGCUGCAAUGGCGAGAAUGGAAUCGUUGCAGGGGCGGACCAAGGUGCAGUCCAAGGAUACAACAACAGGAAGAAAAGAGGUGAUUGAACAGAAAGAAGAGUCUAAUGUGGGUCCAAAGGAUAUUGGUACCACAAGAAAGAAGUCCAGUUCUGUUUGUACUGUCCUGUUCAGAUGCCCACUCACUGAUGAACUGCUGAGGAAAGAGGAGAGGGAGGGCCACAUUAGAAAUGUUUUACAGAGGUUGUCCACCACAGAUCCCACAUCUGCUGCCAUUCUGAAGAUUCACACAUAUAACAAAGACAGAGAAAAAGUGAAACUUGGAACUGAGACUAUAGCUAAAUACAUGAAUAAUAUAAUCAGUCACCCUGAAGAAGAGAAGUAUUGCAGAAUCAAACUGUCAAACAAGGUGUUCCAGGAGAAAAUCAGCUGUCUAGAGGGUUCCCAUGAAUUCUUUGAGGCUGUUGGCUUUGAAAAGAAGACAAUGCCUGGGCAAGAUUUACAAGAAGAAUUUUUUGUUCUGGGUGGUGAUGCACUGAAAAACCUAGAUGCAUUACAUGGGCAUUGUGAUGCAUUGCUGAGUGCAGAGCCUUUGAGACUAAGUCUGGAGAGGCAAUUGCGUAUUUUCAUGCCAUCCAUUGAAGCUGCACACUUUGACCUUCCUGAUGACUUUUUCAACCUGACUGCAGAAGAGAUAAAGAGGGAACAAAGAGAAAGGACAGAAAUGGUGGAGAGGAAUGCAGUGCUCAGAACCAAAGCAAUGCGAGAGCGUGAAGAACAGAGAGAAAUGAAGAAAUACAAUUACACUGUGCUGAGAAUCAAAUUGCCAGAUGGAUACAUCUUGCAGGGCAUAUUCUUUGCUCGGGAACGGGUGUCUGCUUUGUUUGAUUUUCUUCGUGAGCAGCUGCAAAAUGAUUGGCUUCCUUUUGAACUUCUGGCUCCAGGGGGUCACAAAGUAGAGAAUGAGCAGGCUACAUUGAUAGAGUGUGGGCUGGUACCAUCUGCACUACUGACCUUUCGCUGGGAUGAGGCUGUCAUGGCUGAUGUGGAGGCUGGGGGAGGGCAGAGUUCAGUCAGUGUAAUAAAGCCAGAGCUUCUCUCAAAGGUAGAGCAACUCACAUAGGAAAUAUCACUACAUGUCCCGCCUGAUGAUAUUCAUUUUGGAAAGAAAACAAAAAAGUGCUUGCCUGGAGUCAUUAGUUUUCAAGGCAUGUUGCAUUUCAGAUACAGGUAGGCAAUCAAUCAGCAGGGAACAUUCAAUUAUGGUUUUGUUUUUAGCCACAACUGCCCACAGGUUAUAGGUUAACCUUUGGUUAAAUAAAAGACCAGGAUCUGUACCAAAGCAGCUUUUCAGAUAAACCAAUAAGCAAGAAACAGUUUAGUUAUGAUAAGGCAAUGUAUUUCGCAACAAAUGUAUUUCUCCAUUAAACUCUAUUGAUCUAGAGGAUUUGUUUUGAAUAAAAGGUAUUUGCAUA
Molecule: messenger RNA, 1899 nt
Organism: Xenopus tropicalis (tropical clawed frog)
Lineage: Eukaryota; Metazoa; Chordata; Amphibia; Anura; Pipidae
Gene: ubxn6
Product: UBX domain protein 6
Exons: 11
Coding region: 435-1547 (370 amino acids)
Biological process (GO): response to stress
Cellular component (GO): membrane
Source: RefSeq, a predicted model, not a curated record